CAAGGUGCCAUCAUAAGAAUCUGCAAACUAUAAGCAGAAACCUCAGAACUCGAAAGAAUAUUGAUAGAGUCGAUUUUACUUAUCCCGUUUGGGUGCAUUUGCAGAUAGACCAACUAAUGCAGCAAAGCAAGUCACUGGUGAUUACAGGCCAUUCUGUCGGAGCAACAACAGCCUUCCUCACGGUCCUUUGGCUCCUCUGUCGCCUCAAAUCCACCUUCUCUUCCCCCCCUGUCCUCUGCAUCACCUUCGGCUCUCCUUUACUCGGGAACGAGUCCCUCACCAAUGCCAUUCUUCGGGAGAGAUGGGGAGGGCGAUUCUGCCACAUCGUGUCGAAUUACGACAUCAUGCCAAGGCUGCUCUUCGCCCCAUUACUCUCUGUCACCCAUCAACUCCAUUUCCUGCUGCAGUUCUGGCACUUGUCCAUGGCCUCCCAAACGUCCCAAUGUCCAGUUCUUGCAUUGACUGAACAGGACAUAAACGGAUUCUUCGGAACCAUCUUGUCCAGUGUAGAAGUGACUGCGAGGACAGAGGAAGGCUCAGGAUCGGGAAUGAAGUCCUUCUGGCCUUUCGGGAGUUACUUGUUCUGUUCGGAAGAGGGAGCCAUAUGUAUGGAUAAUGCAACCUGUGUUGCUAAGAUGCUGCAUUUGAUGCUGCUGUCGGGUUCUCCAAGUCGCAGUAUCGAGGACCAUCUCCGGUAUGGAAACUAUGUCAGCAAGCUGAGUUUUCAGUUUCUGACGAGGAGAAAUUUUAUGACAAGGGAGAUAUCCGAGUCGAACUACGAAGCGAGUGUUUCUUUGGCAUUGCAAUCCUCGGGAACGCAUGGACAGGAACCGGUUUCAACAUUGGCUAAAGAUUGUCUGAUGACUGCUAGGAGGGUCGGUCGAGCACCGAACAUCAACAGCGCUAACUUAGCCAUUCGACUUUCCAAGAUCGUGCCCUUCAGGGCAGAAAUAGAAUGGUACAAGGCUUGCUGUGACAAGUCGGACGACCAAAUGGGUUACUAUGAUUCUUUCAAGAGGAGAGGAGCCUCGAAGAGAGAAUCGCGAGUCAACAUGAAUCGGAUCAAGCUGGGGUCAUUCUGGGAUGAUGUGAUUCACAUGUUGGAGAGGAAUGAGUUGCCGCACGAUUUCCACCGACGGGCCAAAUGGAUAAACGCUUUUCUAUCCUAUAGGCUCCUUGUCGAGCCACUGGACAUAGCCGAGUAUUAUCGCUUGGGCCUUCACCACAGGAAAGGCCAUUACCUUAUGCACGGAAGGGAAAGGAGGUUCGAGAUUUCCGACCGGUGGUGGAGGGAGAGAGAGGGUGCAAAUAAGCAAGAAACCCAUAAGAGGAGCAAGUUCGCGAGCCUGACUCAGGAUUCAUGCUUCUGGGCCAGAGUCGAAGAAGCUUGGGAUUGGUUAGAUGAUGUUAGAAGCGAGACCGACCAUGGGAAAUUGGAAUUUCUCUUGCAAAGGAUUCGAAACUUCGAAAUGUAUGCAGCGAAGCUGAUCGAGACCAAAGAGGUGUCUGAAGAUGUCAUUGCCAAGAACUCAACCUACAGUCUAUGCAUCGAAAAAUGGCGUACAUUGCAAUCAAGUCUUCGACAAGAACAUCAAGAUACCUCUUUGGCUCUCAAUUAACUCCAGCAAGUAUCGAAGGUUCAACUACGAACAUCUGCACUUUUAGGGUACAUGAUAAAGUGGACGAACUUCUACUGCACUACAAUAUGAUGGUGAAUUCUGAUAAGAUGAAACUGAUUAAUUUGGAUAAUGAAUGCAACUAUAUACAUAUCAUGUAUGCUUUAUCAUAAAAACAGAUCGCGAUGCAUAGCAAAAUUCUUAAAAGUAAGCUAGUUUAAUUUCCUAAAAUUGCUCCUCGUAUGGAGUAUCAAUGUUCCUAACAGGUCCCUUGAACCAUCUUCGAGCAUCAAAAACCCACCAAAUCAUUAUCAAGCCCAAGGCCACACCCAGAGCCACAGGUGCAUAAUUGAAUGUGUCCAACCUAAUCGGGUACAGCGUCGGCAAAAGGAACACGCAACAUGUGUAGCAUAUCCAAAGGAAAGCAACCAGGCAGACUGGCCUGCUCGCCAUGCCCAGGUAGAAUGGGCCGGGAUUAAAGUUCUGCUCAGGCAUGACCAUCCUCGCAUAUAUAGGGACCGCGUAACCACCAACCCAGCCAAUCGUACAUAUUGAAGUUAUGGCUGUGAAGACCACAUCGAUUUUCAGGAUGGGAAGGCCGAGAAGAAUGCAGAUGGCUGCACAAAGCCACACAGCAUUUGAGGGGACUUUGUGCUUUGGGUGAAUCUUUCUCCAUA
Messenger RNA from Punica granatum (pomegranate), 2293 nucleotides. The record is from RefSeq and is a predicted model, not a curated record. NCBI's taxonomy places the organism in Eukaryota, Viridiplantae, Streptophyta, Magnoliopsida, Myrtales, Lythraceae.